AUAAAAUGUCUUUGGUUUGUUACAGUAAUUCCUCAGCGUCCGAAAGUGAAGAAAAUUUGGAAGAUACUGCGAACUGCAAUAAAUCCAUUAUUAGCAAUAUAAACCGUAAAAAUCUUCCCCAGGCUACUACGUUAUUGGGUGAAAGUAAAGCUUCUGUUGAAGUUAUUGAUGAGCCUUCUUUGCACGAAGGACGCGUAAGAAGUUUUAAACAUGAGCGCGGAAAUUGGGCUACUUAUAUCUUUGUGCCUAUCAGCGAUGAUCUUCUUGAAGAUUUGCAAGAAUCUUGUUCAGCACAAAUUAGCAAAUUGAUCGAAAUUAAAAGUUCCACCGAAUUUCACAUAAGUUUAAGCAAAACUAUUGUUUUGCAAUAUCAUUUAAUUGAUGCGUUUGUUGAAUGUUUGGAAGGCGCCAUCCAAAAUUGCCAAAGUUUCUCAGUAACCUUAAAUCAAUUGAUGGUUUACACGAAUUCUGAACGUUCAAGAACAUUUUUAGCUGUUAAAAUAGAGGAUCUGUAUAUGGUGAAAAUGACGGAGCUUUUAAGCCAUGUUAAUCGAGUGAUGCUUGACUUUAAACUUGAUACAUUUUAUAAGGAUCCUUCUUUCCAUAUUAGCUUUCUGUGGUGCUUAGGUGACCAAGUGAAGUUGAUUGAAAGUCAUUUACCUCAAUUGGUGAAAGCUUUAAAAGAUUGUUUAUGCGUUAAGACCGAAAUACGGAAUAUAAAGUGUAAAAGCGGUUAUAAAGAGUUUACUUUUAAGCUUAAAAAUUAAUUUUUCAAAAUUAUUAAUUGUUCUUUUUAUCAUUAUUUUGCUUGGCUGCUUGAAAUUGCUCCUCCAAGCGUGCCUCUUCCU
Molecule: messenger RNA, 848 nt
Organism: Glossina fuscipes
Lineage: Eukaryota; Metazoa; Arthropoda; Insecta; Diptera; Glossinidae
Product: U6 snRNA phosphodiesterase
Exons: 4
Coding region: 6-767 (253 amino acids)
Biological process (GO): U6 snRNA 3'-end processing
Cellular component (GO): nucleus
Molecular function (GO): 3'-5'-RNA exonuclease activity
Source: RefSeq, a predicted model, not a curated record